CUCAUUUUCAAAUCGAGAUUUGAGAUUGCGAAACAAGAAAGCAAAUACAUGGCGGGCUCUCCGGUGGCCAUUAGAGACCAGUGGCUUGUCGCAUUCUCUCGCUUCUUCACCUUCCCCUCCCUCACCUCCACGAGUUCCUAUCUCCUUCUUCCUCUUCCUAAAACCCGUUGCGGCAGAAAAGGCACCUGGAUAUCCACCUCUUCUCCCACCGCUUCCCUUCAACUCCUCAACUGCCACUUCAAGUCCGACGUGAUACUCACUGUCUCUCUCCAAGAGACUGUACUUGAGGAGCACUAUGUCUCGAAGCUGCACUUCUCUUGGCCUCAGAUAACAUGUGUCCCUGGAUAUCCGUCAAGGGGUAGCAGAGCUGUCUUUGUGAGCUACAAAGAUUCUGUUGGAGAGAUCCAGAAGUUUGCUUUGCGUUUUUCAACAAUACAGGAAGCGGAGUCUUUUAUGAAUUGUUUGAGGGAUGUGCAGGAAAUUGAGCCUCUAAGUUCUGACUUUCGAUCUGUAAUUUCAUCACAAUCUGAAUUAGUACCUUCUAACAAGACCCCUUCCAGAGCUUGUGAGGAGGAAUUGAGCGUCAUGAAUCCUCUUACAGCCUAUUCACCACAAAUGGAAGAGAGCUUGAACCUUGAAGUUGAACAAUGCUCAUAUAAACAGGAGACAGCUCUUAAUCACAACACUGCAGGCACUAUGUCAGGCUUACCUCCCAGCUUUGCAUCAUUUCUGACCAACUGCUACCCUGAGAUCAACCAAGCUGCAGCCCAUCCAAUUGUGUCUGAGGAAGUUGAUCUGAAAUCUCAAAUUGUGAAAUAUAUGGAAGACUCUUCCUUUCAAGAAAUGUUAACGAAAGUCGAGAAAGUUAUCAGCGAAAUGGGAGAUGACUUGAUGCUGGAAUUGCCUUUGGCUUGACUUUUUCUCAAGAAGAGCUUGCGGUCAUUCUUGGGUUCGUGAGAUGGUCUGUGUUACAUACACCCCAA
Molecule: messenger RNA, 983 nt
Organism: Tripterygium wilfordii
Lineage: Eukaryota; Viridiplantae; Streptophyta; Magnoliopsida; Celastrales; Celastraceae
Product: protein POOR HOMOLOGOUS SYNAPSIS 1-like
Exons: 8
Coding region: 49-915 (288 amino acids)
Source: RefSeq, a predicted model, not a curated record